GCUCUUCCGCACAUGCGUGUGGACAACCGCGCGCGACAGGUCCGUGGCGGCGAGCACCAACAGGCCAAAGUCUACAAUCCGUGAACCAACCGACCUGCAUGUAUACGCAUUACUGUACUUUUUGCAUACAGUAUCAACGGGAACAGCGCAACGCCAGUCCGGCAGCGUCCUGACCGCCUCUCGCGCGGGUGGCCCAAGUGUCUCCCAGACGCAGCGCAGACCGGCCCACGAAUGUCGGAGUCCGACACGAAAUAGCUGUGCGCAGAAGCUCUUGAAGAAGGAGCGGCAGCCGUGGCCCGAAUGGACACACCGCCCCGAGGCAAGAUGUCGGAGCGAGUUUCGGUGACGGGACGCGGCGGUGGGCCGGCCUGCUCUCCCCUCCCAGCGCGAUGAUGAUGACGACCCUCUGCGGACCUCACCCCAACCGAGAGAGCCUUGGGUAGCUCAUCCACGCAAGCCAGCCGUCGCAUCAUCUCGGCUCUUGACCACGUCGAAACUCGGCCCCAGUCGUCCCAUUAUAUAUCAUAUCCACCGUGCUGGCCGCCCGAAUCUCCGAGUCAAGCCGACGACUGCGGCAACUGACUGCCCACCCGCCCGCACCGCACCAGGCGCCAUCCCUCCCUCCGUCCCUCCCCCGGCUCGGCAGACAGUCGAUGGUGUUUGAUGGACACGUUGGUGGCUCUUUGCUGUCCAUUCCAUUCCGUUCCAUGUCAUCCAUGGCAUGGCAGGCAUGGCUCAAACGGCCUCAUCCCCUCCGGACCACAGGUGAGGCCAGUCGCCCGGCGUUAAGUCACGAUCCCCGAGUACCAGAGAGAACACCCCCCGGCCGCCGUGCCCACCGAAUCCGCCGGGGUCGGGCCCGGCUUGGCGGCGCCGACAACGGAUUGCUGUCGAGAAACAUUUACAUAACGCAUUGGGCACCACCAUGUCCGCGACGGAGAACCCACGACGUCUGUAUUGUCAGCGUGACCAUGGAGGAUUUUUUCUUUUGGUUUGCGCUGUGGAGGUGUGUGGAGGUUGGCACUGCCCUUUAAACCUCACCCGCCCCUGGGAUGAUGAUGGGUUGGGCCGCCUGACAGAGAGAGCUUUGUCGUCGGCUCGCGCGCUCUCGAGGCCCAUCGCAUCGCAUCGCAUCGCAUCGCAUCGCACCGCAGUCAUCACCACCACCAACAACAUGAAGGCCCUCGUCCUCAAGACCUUCCCCGCCGAGGCCACCGGCCCUGUCGGCGAUGCCAUGGCCUCGGCCUUCCGCGCGCACCUCCUCCGCCUCGAGCCCGACUGCCAGGUCGACGUCUGCGGCCUCGCCGACGACGAGCCCGUCCCGGACCCCCUGUCGUACGACCUCGUCAUCUUCAGCGGCGGCAUCUUCGACCUGCUCUCCCCGGAGCCCCAUCCCGCGUGGGUGGCCCGCGCAAAGGAGGUCGUUCGCGCGGUCGCGGCGGAUGAUGGUGGCCAGGCGGGGAGGAGGACGAAGCUGCUCGGGAUUUGCUUUGGGCAUCAGAUUAUUCACUUGACUCUGGGCGGGCAGUUGGCCGUGCUCGCAGAGGGACCGCGGAUUGGCAUUGAGCAAUUGCAGCUCACUCCAGAAGGCGCGCGGUUCUUUGGCAAAGACAGUCUGCGCCUUCACAAGUUCCACAAGCGGCAAGUCAAGACGCCGGCAGAAGGCUUCGUCGCGCUCGCGCCCGACAACGAGAUCCUGUGCUCGGCAUCCGGCCGGCUGCUCUCCUUCCAGGCGCACCCCGAGCUGUCCGCCGACAUCUCGCACGGGCUGCUCGACAGCGACAAGAAGGGCUUCUACAAGGAAAAGGCGAGGUCAAACCCCAACGUCGUGCUCCGGGACGUGCACAGCGAGCACGACGGCGCGUACGUGUGGUCCAAGAUUGUAGACUGGGUCAGGUCAUGAUGCAUUGCCAUAGCAUAAUAAUAAUAAUGGUCAUGACUCGCGG
This is a messenger RNA of Purpureocillium takamizusanense, 1946 nucleotides long. RefSeq lists its product as uncharacterized. Bases 926 to 1903 code for a protein of 325 amino acids. The transcript is spliced from 3 exons. Gene Ontology annotation, cellular component: nucleus; cytosol. Lineage: Eukaryota; Fungi; Ascomycota; Sordariomycetes; Hypocreales; Ophiocordycipitaceae. The record is from RefSeq and is a predicted model, not a curated record.